GUCUUGCUUCAAAAUCAUACCAGUAUAAGAAAUAGUAAAGAGUACCUAUAUGAGAGUUUAAAUAUAGAAGUAUUGAUUUGAACCCCAACUUGGAGUGGAUAUUGUUUGAUUCAGCACAAUUGUUGAUCCGCCUCGGAGUAGAGCUAAUCAAUUAAUAUUCAUCAACAGACGAGCGCUCGAAAUGUCAGCAAAUAUGGCAUCAGAUACCGAACUGAAUCUAGAGUAUGCUGCUUCUAUUAUAUUGCGAGUAUUUAAAAAAUAUGAUGAAGACGGUGGUGGAACUUUACAACGACGUGAACUUAGAAGCCUUCUUCGGCAGUGUGGAGCUACUUUGUCAAGUCGACAAUGUGACGAAAUUAUCGAUCAACUAGACACGGAUGGUGACGGUGAAAUGAACUUUGCAGAAUUCAUGAGCUUUCUUGGGAGACUUUAUCAACUUCAAUUUUUCGGCACCGAUCCUGGAAAUUUUUGGAAUCCCAGUCCGCAAGUUGUUCCUAAGAAUUCCAAAGGACCCGGUGCUAGAAAUCAUCAACAGCCAAACACACCUCCGGCGCAGUCGCUCCCUCCGAACCUUAUGUCAAGACCGCUCCCUGUUCCACCAAAAAAACCGACCUCCUAUCCAACCUCACCCGGUAGAUAUCACCGAUAAGCAUAUCAACUAUACUGUCUAGUCAUAAAAGUUUUUCACCGAAAACUUUUUAGCACGGAGAUAACUUUUAGACUUGAAUAAGAGCCGUUUCGGUGGACUUGACAAGUUUUUAGUAGAAGUAAAUUCUAUACUGAAAUAGCAUUGAACAAUACGUAACAUUUUUACCCAUUGAGUUACAACCAUAUACGAUAAAGUUGCAGAUUGACAUUAAAACUUCAAUUUGGAUUUUUCGUGUGAAAUUUGUUCUACUUAUAUAUAAAAACUUUACUUCAUAUUGCUCUGUACUGUACUUAUUCAUAAAAAAUAAGAGAAUUCUUCCAGUUGUACUGUUAUCUUUCAAUUUUAUUGUCACGAUAUAUUUCUUUCGAAUGAAAAUGUAAACAAAUAAUGAGUUGUGAAAAUAUAGUUUAACGUGGUUAUUAUUUAGGAAAAAAAGUUUGCAUAUAGCACCCGGUCACAAUUACUAACAUUAAUGAAGGGAUAUUUUUAAGUAAGCAAAAGAAUUAUUCGUAAAAAAAAGACUUCGAAUACAUAGACAUACAUCUAGCCAUUACGAGUCAAGUUUGCUAAAUUUACUAUUGCUAUCUGCCUAUAGCCUAAAAUAAAUGGCACAUUUUCAGUAA
Styela clava is the source of this 1272-nucleotide messenger RNA. RefSeq names its product calmodulin-like. Gene Ontology annotation, molecular function: calcium ion binding. The record is from RefSeq and is a predicted model, not a curated record. NCBI's taxonomy places the organism in Eukaryota, Metazoa, Chordata, Ascidiacea, Stolidobranchia, Styelidae.